AUGAAAUUCUUAACUAUUGCAACUAUUUUAUCAUUAUCAUCAUCAGCUUUAGCUGCUAUUAAAGAUGUUCAAUUAUUUGCUACUUCAUCAGAUAAAGAAAUCGAUGGUAAAGGAUUAUCUUCAAUUCAUGAAGGUGCUGGUAUUAAUUAUUUUUUCUUAGGUACUAAUGCUCAAACUUUAAAUUAUGAUGAUGAAACAAAUCAACUUUAUUAUUUAUUAAAUGGUCAAUAUCAUCAAAGUUUAAAUUUUAUUGGUAAUUUUUUAUCUUUAUCAGUUUCUGAUCCAUUAACUGUUACUAUUGGUGAAGAUGGUACUGUUUCAUUUGAAGGUUCUGAUUCAAUCCAUGCUGCUAAAAAUGUUAAUGAUCCAUAUCAAUAUUCAAAAAAUCUGUUUUUUAUUGUUAAAGAAGGUGGUGAUGAUAUUAGACCUUUAAGUAUUAAAGCUGUUUUCGUAGGUGGUGAAGAAACUGGUUCAUCAUCAGAAACUGGUGCAUCAUCAACUCCAGAAUCUUCUACUGUUUUACCAACAUUAUCAACAACUUCUCCAUCAUCAUCAUUAGGUUAUUUCAAUCAAACUACAAGUACUAAAACAGAUAUAAGUACUACAUUGAUUACAAUUACAUCAUGUAGUGAAAAUCACUGUUCACCAAUUUCAACUUUAACUACAGGUGUUACAACAGUUACUGAAAUUGAUACUACUUAUACCACUUACUGUCCUUUACCAUCACAAGGAACUACAACACCAGGUGAAACUACUCCAGUUCCAGUUCAUCCAACAGAAACUACUAAAGUUGGUGAAACUACUAAAGCUGGAGAAACCACAAAAGCUGGAGAAACCACAAAAGCAGGUGAAACUACUAAAGCAGGUGAAACUACUAAAGCUGGUGAAACUACAUUAGAAACUUCAACUAAACAAACUGUUGCUGCUCAAUCAUCAAGCCAACCAACCGGCGAAGCUGUUAGUGUUUCAUCAUUUGAAGCUGGUGCCAAUUCAGUUAAGGUUGGUUCAAUUUUAGCUGUUGCUGUUGCUGCUAUUGGAUUAAUUUAUUAA
Lodderomyces jiufengensis is the source of this 1050-nucleotide messenger RNA. RefSeq lists its product as uncharacterized. NCBI's taxonomy places the organism in Eukaryota, Fungi, Ascomycota, Pichiomycetes, Serinales, Debaryomycetaceae. The record is from RefSeq and is a predicted model, not a curated record. The transcript has a single exon. The coding region runs from base 1 to 1050 and encodes 349 amino acids.